AUGCCUAUCGAACCUAUCACCAUUCCCACUAGUGGACUCCAACUUCGUAUUUCAAACCUCACCGGAGAAGUUAAACCAUUGAUGUCAUAUAAUAAUAUUGCUCAGAGACUUCUUUUGAAUGACAAACCUUUACCGCCGCUAUCAAAUUCUCCAGUAACAACAGUUCUGGGGCUUUCAUCAAGUAUUCCUUCAGAAAUUUCUAGAAAUACAUUGGAAUCACCACCACAUAUUCCAAUGAUUGGUUCGCCAAUCAGUAAUUUUGCAUCCAAUAUGCCAGAAUCCACAUCCAUUCCACAUACCUCUGUAUUUUUGAACGCAUUGCAAACACCAAAAAGCGCUAUAUCAACACCUUCAUCAAUUGCAACUUCUCCCGCUCAAACACCAAAUGCAGUAAAUCCAUUUAAAUUAGAUACUUCAUUAUCUCCAAAUAGUUAUAGUAACAAAUUAACUUCAGUGCCCUCUUAUGAAUUAUUAUCGCAAACAAAUUUUAUAUCUGCAACUCCAACAAAGGCAGAUGUUCCAAAAAAUGAAAUAUUCCUUGACAACUUGAGUGUUUUUGGUAACAAUGUUGUGCCACUUAAAAGAAGUCCCUUUAAUGAUAUAUCAAGUGAUACAGACGUUGUUAACGAUUUAUCUAAUGUCAACUAUCCUUCUAUAAAUCCUGUAUUAAAUUUUGGAAAAUCUGAUGUUAGUUUUUGUAAUAAGAAUAAUAAUAAUAAUCUUUUCGUAAAUACUAAUGGUAAUAUUGAUAAUACCAUUUAUACUAAUCCAAGACAGCAAAUACCUAACAAUAGUAAUAUAGCUAGAAAUCAUAUAACAAUACAAGAUGAUAAUUUACAAUCACUUAAUGCUGCUCAAAACUCAGUAGAUUUAUCAUUACAAAAUAAUAUCAAUAAUCUAUGUUCCACACAAAAUAUUUUCGAUAGAAAUAAAUUCACUUCUUUAUCAUCACUGCCUCCUCGUUGCAAUAAACUCAAUUUAAAUAAUAAUAUAAUAAAUAGAAACUCAGUAAUUUCUCUAGAAGAUUCAAAUAUAGUAAAACCUGAUAUACAAUAUUCAAGUGCAGGUGUGCCAUCUUUACAAAUUCUAAGACAGGAUAUGCCACUAUCCAACAAUUUUGAACCUAAUAAUUUAGAAUUAUAUGCAAAUACUUCUCCUAAGACUCUCAAGAAUAAACUUAAACCAUCAAUAAAUCCUCAUAUUAUUUCUAGUCAAAUGCCACCACUACAAAAGCAGCCUUGUGUAACAGAUUUUACAGUCCUAAAUUCUUUACAUAACUUACAACCACAACCUAUAAAUUUUCCACAAAUAUCAACAGAUAAAAAUAAAAUUUUUAACGAAGACAUUUAUUUAGGAACUUCUAUGAUAAAUAAGGAGGCAAAUAAUGCUCAAGAUAUAAUUUCUUCUUCACUAACAGUAACAAAUUCAGAUCAUAGGUAUGAACCUAUAAAUAAAGCAGGAAUAGUUAGUACUAAUUUAAAUCUAAAUAAUGAAGCAAAUAAUUUAAUUGGAUUAACCAAUACUAUGUUAUCAGAUCAUGGAGUCGAAAACUAUAAACAAGAAGCAAACAAAUUUACAGAAGUUUCUUAUUUACCUAAAGUUAAUGCUCCGAUUCACAUAUCGUAUCCGUAUUCCAUUUUAUCGUACCAAAAUGUAUCUCCAAUGAAUUCACUCAUUCCUCCUUCACUGACUGAAUUAGCCAAUGAUAUUACAAAGCAAAUAUUACUAUCGUCUCUAACAGAAAAAAGUUUUAAAGAAAAAACAGCUCCUCCCACUAUAUUAGGAAUAAGCGAUCCUGUGCAUUAUACCAAAUGUAAUACAGUAACGUCACUUCCCACAGUAUCUCCACAGUCAGUAUCUUCAAUUAAUAUAACACCAGAAUCUACCAAUCCUACUUCUACUUUAUUAGAAAGCACUAAGGUCGCAAAUUACUCGUACAUACCUUAUUUAGCAUCAUUAACUGUUAAUCUUGUACCUGAGAAUUCGUCUCCAGAAUUUGCUGUACCGACAUACUGCCCUUCUGUUAUGUACUCACCGUCAUAUCUUCCAAUCCCUAACAUUAAUGCGCCAUUUUAUCCCCCAGUGCCGCCAGUGAUAGAGACUCCAGUUUUUAAAAUAGACAAUAAAGAUUCGUUAAAUCUAAAAAAAGUAUUCGAACUAAUAGUUUUAAAUGGAAUAUUACGUGAUAAUAAAUGUAAUGCAUUGAAGGCACGGGAUGCAAUUUUAGCUUUAAUGUGCACUGCAUGA
Galleria mellonella (greater wax moth) is the source of this 2247-nucleotide messenger RNA. RefSeq lists its product as uncharacterized. The transcript has 2 exons. NCBI's taxonomy places the organism in Eukaryota, Metazoa, Arthropoda, Insecta, Lepidoptera, Pyralidae. The coding region runs from base 1 to 2247 and encodes 748 amino acids. The record is from RefSeq and is a predicted model, not a curated record.